Vombatus ursinus (common wombat) is the source of this 2019-nucleotide messenger RNA. RefSeq names its product chromogranin A (gene CHGA). The transcript has 8 exons. The coding region runs from base 210 to 1577 and encodes 455 amino acids. The record is from RefSeq and is a predicted model, not a curated record. Gene Ontology annotation, cellular component: chromaffin granule. Gene Ontology annotation, biological process: negative regulation of catecholamine secretion; defense response to bacterium; negative regulation of insulin secretion. NCBI's taxonomy places the organism in Eukaryota, Metazoa, Chordata, Mammalia, Diprotodontia, Vombatidae.
CCCCCCCCCCCCCGCCACCUCUUUUCUGUGAGUCAGGCAGGUUCCUCUCUCCCAGUUGUGCAAAGCAGCUCAGAAAUAGCAAUAAAUCUGUCUUCUUUUCCACCUCACUUCCCCUACUCAGCCUGCCCAGAGUCUUCUGAACCCCUAGCACCUACCUCUCCUGGGUCCCCAAGUCAACUCCAGGCCGAGUUUGUGACCCAGGACUCACCAUGAGCUUUCCCGCCUUCCUCGUCCUGCUGUUCUUGGCUGUGCAAGUCAUCGCAUUCCCAGUGAACAGCCCAGCAAAUAAAAGUGAUACUAAGGUAAUGAGGUGUAUUGUUGAGGUCAUCUCUGACACACUUUCCAAACCGAGCCCACUGCCCAUCAGUGAGGACUGCUUUGAGACACUACGAGGAGAUGAAAGGAUCAUUUCAAUUCUCCGCCAUCAAAACUUGCUGAAAGAGCUCCAAGAACUUGCCAUCCAAGGUGCCAGUGAGAGAGCCCAGCAGCAAAAGAAAGACAGAGGUUUUGAAGAUGAACUUUCUGAAGUCCUUGAGAGCCCAAAUAAUGAAGAGACCAUUGAGAAGGAGGAAUUGAAGGAUGCCUCCCCUGAGAAGCCUGAUGAAGAUGCCACCGAGUCUAAAGAGGAGAAGAGCCUGGAAGAAAGAGAAGCCCAGCCCAAAGAGACCGACCCCAAGGAAGCCAAGGAGGACUCGGAGAGCAAUGAGAUCAGCAAGGCCUCCGAGGAGGUGAACUUGGAAAGUACCCUGGCCAGUGGCCUGACCAAAGAGGAGCACUUAGCCCCAAAGUCCAGCGAAGACAGCAAGGACCAGCCCACUGAUUCUCAGGAGAGCCUGGAUCUCAAAAAGGAGGAACAAAGCUCCAAGAGAGAUGAGGAGGCACAUGACGAGGAGGAGGAAGAAGAGGAGGAGGCAGCAGCUCAUCUGGCCUUAGCAGGAAACCAAGAAGCAUCGGAUGAAGAAGGUCCCACCAGUGCACUUGGCACCAGCUCACCCCUCCAUGAGAAUGAGGAGACUUCACGGGGAGACAGUCAACCAGAGGCACUGGAUCUCAAUGGAGAAGGGAAGGUCAUGGAAGAGGAGGCUAGGUCCCAGGAAGAAAAGGGUCUGAGCCGACGUUCCGAGGAGGAAGCGGCAGCCGCCGAAGACAUCUUCAGCCCAGGGGACAGCAAGAGUCAGGAACUGGAGGAGGAACUCUCCAAAGAAUGGGAGGACUCCAAGAGGUGGAACAAGAUGGAUGAGCUGGCCAGAGAGCUGACAGCUAAGAAGCGGCUGGAGGAGAGCGACAGUGACAGCGAGGAAGAGCCAGACCGGUCCAUGAAACUCUCCUUCCGAUCCCCCGAGCACGACUUUGGGCGUCCCCUGGGGCUGCAGAGGAGAACCUGGAAGGCCCACUCCAGAGAGGACAGCAUCGAGGCGGGCCUGCCUCCCUCCGUCAGGGGCGACCCAGAUGAGAAGAAGGAAGAGGAGGGAAGUGCUAACCGAAGGACAGAGGACCAAGAGCUGGAAAGUCUGGCAGCCAUUGAGGCAGAGCUGGAGAAGGUUGCCCACAAACUCCAUGAGCUCCGGAGGGGCUGAUUUAGGAUCCCAUGAAAUGCCCAGAAAUUUACUCCUCACCUUGCCUUUUCAUUUCCAAACUCAAAUAUGGAUGGGCUAGGGGGAGUUUGGGCAGCCAGAGAGUGCCCCCCAAUGCCACUUGUGACACUGGCUGAAUCUGCUUUUUCACUUCCUGAGUUUCUGUCCCCCUGUGCACUCCUUUCCCCACCUCAAGGCCUCUUCAUGCACUUUGUGUUGGUUUCCAGACAGUUAUCAUUUCAAGACAACAAUGAGACAGCUUUUCUAGAAUGUUUCCCCAUCACUGUUAUGUCCACUGAAUACAACUGCAAUAACUUGUUCUCUUUGGAUUAAAGUCAAAGGCUAUUGACUUUAAUACAUUCUAUAUAAAAUUUAUCUAAGGAAAAAUAAAACUCCAAUGGGCUUCCUGCUUCUUCUCUCUCUUUAGGUUGGGGGCUGGCUACCU